AAUUAAGGUAUAGAUUGGGAUGCAUACAUUCUCCCUAUGGCCACCGUCCAAUUAUAUUCAGGGUUAAGUUUUAUUGACGGCCAUUCUUCUUUUUGUUAGGUGGUGUUAAAGUAUCUUUCAGAAGUCAGUAGAUACAGGAGUUUGAUAGGAAGAAAAAUAUCUUUGUUGAACACCUUGGAGAUUUAAACAAAGAAAAAGGAAAUGUAGAUAUUCAUGAAGUUUAUUAACGUGUACAUGUAUCAACAAUGCCAUCACCCCCAUCAAAACAUCUUGCGUGUGUUCACCACUGAGUGCCAAGAUUGCACGCACGUGAUACAUAUACAGGAUGUAUCACACAUGGUACAAUAGAGAUUUGUCUUGACAAAAUACCAUGGCUUCUGUUUGGAUAAUAGAAAUGUACAAAAUAAUAUUAACCUUGACAGUUUUCGCGUAAUAAUCGCGUGAAGGAAUUCGGGGAUACGAAAUGUUCGUUUUAUCCAAUCAAGCCGCUAGAUUGCUAUGCUUGACACGAGAUACACGUAACCAGGCUUUAAACACAUUUGUUGCACUUUGUUUUGGGACCUGAUUUCCGAAAGUGAACUUGGUGUGGUUGUAGACAAGAAGGGUUUGUAAAUAGGCCUGACAAAAUCACAAUGUGUGUGCCGUCAGUUUUCUCUUUGAAUAUAGAGUUUUGUGGCCACGGCAAUAUAGGGUUUAUAGCACUUCAGGGCUAUAGGGGUACACACUCUGAACAGGACAUCCAACUUGUAUUGCUGAGAAAGAUGAACCCGAAAGUGGCUCUUUGUAGUGAUGGAGGAGUUAUAAGUGAUCAUUUUUUCAAGAUGGCGAUUGGCUUCAUCAGGACUUUACUGUUACGGGUGACCAUCUCUGGAGGGAUAAGUCAACCCAAAGUCAUCAGUUAACCUCAAGGAUUUGAACGGAAAGUGACAAGAGGGUAUGUUAUGGAGUGGCAUUAUGUGGCCACCGUAUCCACACUCUAAGAAAUUAUUACGGGCUAUGAAUAAACGUCUUUCAGUGAAUGCUACACUUGAGUCCUGCCGUCUUUAGAACAGGGUAUGUACACUUAGUAGCCUAGUGAAUAGGCCUAGUUUCCCGAUUUGUUUUUAAGUGAGAGUCAUCUGUUGGUGUCUGUGGUAAUUAAAUGUAGUUAUUGCGGUGCCAGUCUGAUGUCGGCAGAUGUAAGUCAUACUCCGAUGACAUUAUUCACUGCUAUUUACUGAAUUUCAACUGAGUUUGAAUGCGUCAUUUCAUUAUGAAAACUUAUAAGCUUGUGAAAAUUCCAGCACGAAAAAGCUCCCUGCCCCCCUUUUAGAAUAUUUUUUAAAGUAAAAAACACCCAUCACACUCGUAGGCCUACAUCGUUUACUACGGGCCUGCUUAUGCAAAAAUAAAGACUUGUUUUCCAAUAAAGCUUUCACAUUAUGUGCUACAAGUUAUUGCUAUUUAUGUGAAAAAUAUAAUCAAAUUACUGCAAUUCGCAUUUUUGGUUUUGUCUGGUAUAAGUUGAACAGUGCAGCGUAACUUUGUGCAUUAUUGUAGCAAUAUGCGUGUGUGGACUUUGAUACAUGAUGCGGACAUCUUUACAAAUGCAUGUUUGUGUUUUUUAACAGGUCAACUUUGGAAUUGUCAUAUGAAAGACAAGUUGCCCUUAAGCAAACAUGACACACGUCUGUUUUCGACGUGUGUUUUUUUGUCUGUCUCGAUGAUCAUUUGGAAAAAUUGAGAUGAAAGGUCAAAAUAAAAGUUCAUGUACUGGGUUAGCUCACCGCACCUGAGAAAGCAGUUUGCAAAAUGUUGGCCGAGGGGGUGUUGGUCUUUUUUCUUGCGAUCUGGUAUUUCCUCGAAUCUUUUGUCAAGACUUGCGUUGAUCUUUUCGCGCCAUUAUCCAUCCGAAGACCAAAAGAUGUGACAUGCGAGAUCGCUUUGGUGACGGGUGGUGGGGCGGGGUUGGGGCGUCUCAUGGCAAUAGAGUUAGCCAAGCUAGGAGCUACCGUGGUGAUCUGGGACGUCAACCAGCACGGCAAUGAGGAGACUGCGCGUAUAAUACGUGAGCUAGACGCUGGAGACGUACUCGCAUACACUGUAGACGUCAGUAAGGCAGAGCAAGUGUAUGCAGCAGCUGAUCGAGUUCGACAGGAGGUUGGUGAUGUCACCAUGCUGGUCAAUAAUGCUGGCGUAGCACACUACAAACCGGUACUGGAAUGUUCCGAUCGCCUUAUCCAGAAAAUGGUAGACGUCAAUGCCAUCUCGCACUUUUGGCUUCUCAAGACCUUCCUACCAGCUAUGAAGGAAGCCAACCACGGUCAUAUCGUGACCAUCGCAGGUACUGCAGCCUAUUUCCCUAUUCGUCAUAUGGGCGCCUAUACAUCCAGUGUCUGUGCUGCAGUAGGCAUACACGAUGCUAUACAGGUGGACCUGACAUUUGAAAAUAAGACCGGUAUCAAGAUGACAUUGGUCUGCCCGUCCUUGAUCGCCACAAAUAUGAUACUAGGCCGCAUCAAUUAUGGGACGGCGAGCAUCACGUCACCAGAAGAAGCAGCCCGAAUCAUUAUUGAGGGCGUGAUACUCAACAAGCGUAUGGUCUGUGUUCCCAAGAGAGUCCUCAUUUACACCGUCAUGAAAAGCUUGAUCCCGGUGAAGUUCCUGGUGAGAAUGCUGCGGUUCCGUAAGAUUGAAGAUCCACUGAUUAACAAGCAUGGCGUCCGUUAUGACGUCACGGAUGACGAGGAGAGUGACAAGAACGACGACUUUGAAAAUUUGUAGGAUUACCAUCCAGACGGCUGUUGUAUUGACAUGUUAAUUCUUUGGAGUAAGCUCGGCAUGUACAGUCACCUAGUACCUGCGCAGUUUUUGAAUACUACACAUAUUAGCUCGUUCCUCACAACGUUCAACUUCAGGACUAAGUUUAGCCUAAUUUAAAAAAAAAAUCCAAAGGUUUCAUGGAGUUCUUGUUAAUUAGUGAGCAUUUAGACUGAUGGGUACUAGUAGCAUGCUUAGGCUUUAAAUGUGUGUUUGGCACAUCAUUUACAUUUCUGUUGUGAUGAUUCUUAAACGCUGAAUAUAGCGUCCCGUGUAGUUAGAUGUUGUCGUCUGCAAAAUCCACUGCAUCCGCCCCCUGCUUUUGGAAUCCCUGGUGGUCGGUAGAUUUCAGAGGAAAUUCCAGACUUUGAACUUCAGACUCGCCGCGUUUUCGCUGUUCUCUUUAGGGUAUAGAUUUUCAGUGUUACAUAAAAAAUUAGAAAUGAGAUAGCAAACCUAGAAAAUGUCUCACAUUAAUCUAUUUCAAAUUGAUUGGAAUCUAUAUCUGUGUCCGAGCCCAUAACAGUUAUUCGUCACGCCUAUGCACGCGAUGAGCACGGGACAAGUUCGAAGUCGAUGCUCAUGUAUAGGGUGUCUAUAUGAGACACUAAAACCUAAUCCAAUAUUCCAAUAUAACGAGCACUGCGUGCCGUGGGGGUAUCUAUCGGUCUGAGUUUCAUUCGUUCGAAGCGGAGACCUUUCCUGUCUAUAAGCGUCUGAAAUGAUGUACAUGCAAAUUUAAUGCAUGAUGCAAUUUCCGUAAGAAACAACGAAGAACAAAGAGCAAUACUUCAGGACACACUUUGCAUUUAUUUCACGCCAUAGUGAUAUGAUAUUGCUCCCCAAAAAAAGAGUUAGAUGUGUGCAUGGCUUUUUCCAUUUACAAAUUUCUUUUGUCUUUCUUUUACAUGAAUAAGCUCAUUUUACAGAAAAGCGCAAAUGUUGAAUUGUUUCAUAGCCUCUAGGUUCUAUGUCAAUAUUGGGAAUUGCCCUUCACCAACGUAUAAGUAAAAAUCAAUCAUAUGAAUAGAUGCUAUGUCUGUGGCUCAUGCGCUGUAGAAUUCAUAACUCAUGAGAUUGCAUAGCCUACUGGUGGUCGCCAUGUUCCAUAUCUGCCGUUGGGAGUGUAUUUCAGACAGAAGUCAUCCAUAUAAGCUUUUGUGUAGCGCCUUAUCUCGAAGCGCUGGUUCUGCUAUAAUGUUUAAUAGUCUUAUAAAAUGGUCGGAUCAUCUCCGAUGCUAUCAGUUCUGUUGGUUCGUUAAAAUACAAUGCUAUACUCAGCAGAGUUACAUUAACUUGUACUUAAACUGGUUCGUUUAUAAUAAAGAUA
Molecule: messenger RNA, 4129 nt
Organism: Patiria miniata (bat star)
Lineage: Eukaryota; Metazoa; Echinodermata; Asteroidea; Valvatida; Asterinidae
Product: estradiol 17-beta-dehydrogenase 11-like
Exons: 4
Coding region: 1792-2763 (323 amino acids)
Cellular component (GO): lipid droplet
Molecular function (GO): oxidoreductase activity, acting on the CH-OH group of donors, NAD or NADP as acceptor
Source: RefSeq, a predicted model, not a curated record